This is a messenger RNA of Populus trichocarpa (black cottonwood), 1644 nucleotides long. RefSeq lists its product as uncharacterized. The coding region runs from base 1 to 1644 and encodes 547 amino acids. Lineage: Eukaryota; Viridiplantae; Streptophyta; Magnoliopsida; Malpighiales; Salicaceae. The record is from RefSeq and is a predicted model, not a curated record. Gene Ontology annotation, molecular function: nucleic acid binding. The transcript has 6 exons. Gene Ontology annotation, biological process: DNA integration.
AUGAGUGCUACUCGUGGGAGGCCUAGAAAUCAGGAGGGGAGGACUCAGGGUCGGGUAUAUCAUAUGACCUACGAGGAUGUGGGAGUUGUACUUGAUGUGGUGGCAGUCUUGGUGGCUAGAAAAUUACUGAGGAAGGGUUGUUCUGCUUGGUUAGCUCAUGUAAGAGAGCUGGAAAAGGGUAGCAUAGAUUUGGCUAGUAUUCCUGUUGUGAAGGAGUUUCGAGAUGUAUUCCCAGAAGAGUUGCCUGGAUUACCUCCAGAUAGAGAAAUUGAAGUUUCUAUAGAAACUAUUCCAGGAGUUUCUCCUAUAGCCCAGUCUCCUUAUAGGAUGGCACCUAUGGAAUUGGCGGAACUUAAGUUGAAGAGUGCUAGGGUGUUCUCUAAGAUAGCUUUGAGAUCUGGAUACCACCAGUUGAGAAUCAAGGAACAAGACAUACAAAAGACUGCAUUCCGAACCCGUUAUGGGCAUUGCGAGUUUUUGGUGAUGCCUUUCGGGUUAACCUAUGCUCCGGCCAUGUCUAUAGACUUGAUGAAUCGGGUGUUUCGGCCUUACCUGGACCAAUAUAUGGUUGUAUUUAUUGACGAUAUCUUUGUGUAUUCAAACUCUCACUUGGAGCAUGAACAACAUCUAAGGGUUGUGCUACAGACUUUAAAGGAGAAUUAUGCAAAGCUGGAUAAGUGUGAGUUUUGGCUCAAAGAAGUAGUAUUUUUGGGCCAUAUAAUAUCCGCAGAAGGAAUAUUUGUGGAUCCAAGAAAGGUUGAGGCCGUGUUAAUAUUGGAAAGGCCUACCAACGUGACAGAAAUCCAGAGUUUCUUGGGUCUUGCUGGAUAUUACCGGACGUUUAUUGAGGGGUUCUCCACCAUAACAUCACCUUUAACUAAGCUGACCCGCAAAGAGGUCAGGUUUGUUUGGUCGGAAGAGUGUGAAGCGAGCUUUCGAAAACUAAAGGAGAGGCUCACUUCUGCUCCUGUGCUGGCCUUUCCAUUGGGGGACAGAAGGGUUAAUGUAGUCGAUGCCUUCAGUAGGAAGGGAAAAACAGUGAUGAAUGAUAUGGAGAUCAAGGAACAGGAAAGUAUAGUGGAAUUGAAGAAAAUGGGCUUGCGGCUAAGUGUAGGGCCCGAGGGAUCACUGUUAGCUCAGUUAAAGAUCCAAUUUGUGCUUCGAGACAAGGUCUUGGUGGCUCAACAGGCAGAUGGGAAGGUAAAAGAGAUCAAGGAGAGGAUGACUGAUUCGGUGGAUAAGCUGGCAAAAUUGUAUGUAGAUGAAGUAAUCAGACUUCACGGAGUGCCAGUUUCAAUUAUAUCAGAUCGGGAUCCAAGGUUCACAUCAAGAUUGUGGUCUAGCUUGCAACGGGCAAUAGGGACAAAGUUGAAUCUGAGCAUGGCAUUUCAUUCUCAGUCGGAUGGUCAAUCUGAAAGGACCAUUCAAACUCUUGAGGAUCUCCUGAGGUCCUAUGCCAAGAUAGACCCCUCACGGGUAUUGCCACAAGUUCCUAUGAAGAUUAAAGGGGAUCUAACCAUGAAAGCUAAGCCCGUCAAGAUCUUAGAUCGAGAUGAGAAGUUGUUGAGGAAUAAGAGAGUUCUUGGUGAGAGUAUUGUGGAGAAGCUCUUGAAUAGAAGAAGAAACAUGGGAAAGAGAAUCUGA